Molecule: messenger RNA, 1388 nt
Organism: Brachypodium distachyon (stiff brome)
Lineage: Eukaryota; Viridiplantae; Streptophyta; Magnoliopsida; Poales; Poaceae
Product: 1-aminocyclopropane-1-carboxylate oxidase homolog 1
Exons: 1
Coding region: 138-1184 (348 amino acids)
Source: RefSeq, a predicted model, not a curated record
AUGCUGUAUCUAUCACUGCACUUGCUCUUUCGUUUUGAUCCACGCAAACUGAAUUGUUAUUAGAAGGCAUCUCUGGAGCCGAAGGCAACCACUCUCCUGCUCAGCUCAUCGCCACAAAAUUCAGCUCUCGGUAAUCAAUGGAUUCUCACCGCCUCCACGCUCUCAAGGCCUUCGACGACACCCAAGCCGGCGUGAAAGGCCUCGUGGACGCCGGCGUCACCGCCAUCCCCUCCAUCUUCCGCCACCGACCGGAAUCCCUUCUCCCCUGCUCCGCCGCCACGGGCGUCACCAUCCCGGUCAUCGACCUCGCGCCCGGCGCCGCCGCCGCGCGGGCCGACCUGGUCGCGCAGGUGAAGGCGGCCGCGCAGACGGCGGGCUUCUUCCAGGUGGUCAACCACGGCGUCCCCGAGACGGCCAUGUCGGCGAUGCUGGCCGCCGUGAAGCGCUUCAACGAGGAGCCGGCCGAGGCGAAGCGGGCCUACUACACGCGCGACGCGGCGCGGCGGGUGAGGUUCCAGAGCAACUUCGACCUGUUCCAGUCCCCCGCGGCCAACUGGCGCGACACGCUGCUAAUCGACAUGGCGCCGGAGCCGCCGGCGCCCGAAGAGAUCCCGCCGGCUUGUAGAGCCGUCUUGUUUGAGUACACCGGACGGGUGCACAGUCUUGCACGCAACCUGUUCGAGCUUUUGUCUGAGGCGCUUGGCGGCGUCGGCGGUUGCGCUCUGGACACCAUGAAUUUCGCGGGGCACUACUACCCGGCGUGCCCCGAGCCGCACCUGACGCUGGGCACCACCAGCCACUCCGACCCGGGCUACCUCACCGUGCUGCUCCAGGACGCCGUCGGGGGCCUCCAGGUGCUCCUCGACGGCCUCGGCAAGGAGAAGGCUUGGGUGGAGGUUCCCGCGGUGGCCGGCGCGCUGGUGGUCAACAUCGGCGACUACCUGCAGCUGGUGUCCAACGACAUGUUCAGGAGCGUGGAGCACCGGGUGGUGGCCAGCAGCGUGGGGCCACGCAUCUCCGUGGCGUGCUUCUUCCGCCCGGCGGACACGACGGUGCUCCGGCCGAUCGUCUCUGACGAUGGCGAGGAGGCGAGGUACAGGAGCGCGACGGUGGAGGAGCUGACCACGCACUACCGGCUCAAGGGCCUCGACGGCACCUCUGCGCUCCGACACUUCAGGCUCUGAAAUCUGAAUUCAACGCACAGUUCCAGAUCGGAAGUGAAGCUGAGAUUCCAGAUCUCAUCCACAACCUGCAGCCUAUGAUGAUCGCGGCACCAUAAGCUAUUGAUUUUCAAAUGUAAGAGAUUGAAGCAGAGCCACAGUACAAUCUUCUCAGAAAGUCGCUUGCACAGGAGGAAAUCCAAGGCCCAUUCGAGGCUUUUAUGCGCA